CGCCUUGUCUCUGAACUCUGAUCAGAGAUCAAAGAGGUAGCCGUUAAGUUAACGAUGGCUUCCGCCGACCUCGCAGAGGCCAUGGAGCCCGGGAAGAAGAGCAACGUCAAGUAUGCUUCCGUCUGUGCCAUCAUGGCCUCCAUGGCCUGCGUCAUCCUUGGCUACGACAUUGGUGUGAUGAGUGGAGCGGCGAUUUACAUCAAGAAGGACCUGAAGAUCACGGACGUGCAGCUGGAGAUCCUGAUAGGCAUCAUCAGUCUCUACUCGCUCAUCGGAUCCUUCGCUGGCGCGCGGACGUCCGACAGGAUCGGCCGCCGCUUGACCGUCGUCUUCGCCGCGGUCAUCUUUUUCGUGGGCGCGUUGCUCAUGGGCUUCUCCGUCAACUACGGCAUGCUCAUGGUGGGCCGCUUCGUGGCCGGAGUUGGCGUGGGCUACGGGGGCAUGAUCGCGCCCGUGUACACCGCCGAGAUCUCGCCGGCGGCGUCCCGCGGCUUCCUCACGUCCUUCCCUGAAGUCUUCAUCAACCUCGGCAUCCUGCUCGGCUACCUGUCGAACUACGCAUUUGCGGGCCUCCCGCUCCACCUCGGCUGGCGUGUUAUGCUCGGCAUCGGCGCGGCGCCGUCCGCCCUGCUCGCGCUCCUGGUUUUCUGCAUGCCCGAGUCGCCUCGGUGGCUUGUCAUGAAGGGCCGCCUCGCGGACGCCAGGGCGGUGCUAGAGAAGACCUCCGCCUCGCCAGAGGAGGCCGCAGAGCGGCUGGCUGACAUCAAGGUUGCCGCGGGGAUUCCGAAGGACCUCGACGGAGACGUGGUCACCGUACCCAAGGAGCGAAACAGCGGUGAGAUGCAGGUGUGGAAGGACCUCAUCUUGUCCCCGACCCCGGCGAUCCGACGCAUAUUGCUAUCGGCCGUCGGCCUGCACUUCUUCCAGCAGGCUUCUGGCUGCGAUUCUGUCGUGCUGUACAGCCCUAGCGUGUUCAGGAGCGCGGGAAUCACCGGCGACAACAAGCUCCUGGGCGUCACCUGCGCCGUGGGCGUCACCAAGACGCUCUUCAUCCUGGUGGCCACGUUCCUGUUGGACCGCGUGGGGCGUCGGCCUCUGCUACUGACCAGCACGGGUGGAAUGGUCAUCUCGCUCAUCAGCCUCGGGACGGCGCUCACCGUCGUGGGGCAUCACCCGGACGCCAAGAUCCCGUCGGUCGUCGCUCUGUGCAUCGCGUCCACCCUGGCCUUCGUCGCCUUCUUCUCUAUCGGCCUCGGGCCCAUCACGGGAGUGUACAACUCGGAGAUAUUCCCACUGCAGCUGCGCGCGCUGGGCUUUGCGGUCGGCGUGGCGUGCAACCGCGUAACCAGCGCCGUUAUCUCCAUGACCUUCCUGUCCCUCUCCAAGGCUAUUACCAUCGGCGGCAGCUUCUUUCUCUACUCCGGCAUCGCCGCGGUCGGGUGGGUUUUUUUCUUCACGUGCCUUCCGGAGACCCGUGGUCGUACGCUGGAGGAGAUGGGCAAGCUGUUCGGCAUGCCAGACACGGACAUGGCUGAAGCAGACGACACCGCAGCCAAGGAGAAGGUGGUGGAAAUGUCCACCAAGUAGGCAAGUAGAUGGAACGAAAAUACAAUAUUCGGCGGUGCUCGGGCAGAUAGGCAAUGAUUGGUGCAGCGUCGCUUACAAGAGCAGAGCUCAACCCAACACAAACAAAAUAAGGAAAAAAAAACUGAAGCAGCGUGGCAAGAUUGGCCUCUGAGAAUCAGAGAUGUCGUGGUGCACUAGUGCUGCAGGACAGAGACGGCGUGGUCCAGCAAGAGACUUCCGCGAGACAGGCUGCCAAGUGACAGCUAUGAGUCAUUGUUGUCAGAGUCGCGUGUGCUUUGUCAUGAUCGAUGAUGUUUUCGUCCUUAUUUUACAAGAAAAUUCCCUCUCAACGAAUGUAACCAACAAACCAUUCUAUGUUUUUUUGACC
This is a messenger RNA of Zea mays, 1954 nucleotides long. Its product is annotated as Putative polyol transporter 1. Gene Ontology annotation, molecular function: carbohydrate transmembrane transporter activity. The record is from RefSeq and is marked provisional. Gene Ontology annotation, biological process: transmembrane transport. NCBI's taxonomy places the organism in Eukaryota, Viridiplantae, Streptophyta, Magnoliopsida, Poales, Poaceae. The coding region runs from base 55 to 1587 and encodes 510 amino acids. Gene Ontology annotation, cellular component: membrane. The transcript has 2 exons.